Messenger RNA from Cyprinodon variegatus (sheepshead minnow), 366 nucleotides. RefSeq names its product carcinoembryonic antigen-related cell adhesion molecule 8-like. The record is from RefSeq and is a predicted model, not a curated record. The transcript has 2 exons. Bases 64 to 366 code for a protein of 100 amino acids. NCBI's taxonomy places the organism in Eukaryota, Metazoa, Chordata, Actinopteri, Cyprinodontiformes, Cyprinodontidae.
UUAUCUGAGGGAGCUGGUGUGCUACUACAAGACCCACUGAAUGUAUCUGUUGGGGAAGUGAGCAUGCUGGACACAUAUGAACCAGUCUCCAAUGUAGUAGUAACUCCACAGAAUUUGGAGUUGAUUGAAUUCCACAGACCUGGUAGUCUGUCUUGCUCCUCCUCUGGAUCAUCUCUCACCUUCGCCUGGAUGAAUGGCAGCUCUCAGAUUACAGCGGGUGGUGGACUUCAGAUCACUGAUGGAGGAUCCACUCUGACUUUCUCCGGUAUCUCCCGCUAUCACCAUGGUACAUAUAGGUGCCGUGUUUCCAAUCCUGUGAGUUCUGGCAUCAGCGAUCCAGUUAGCGUCUUUGUGAGCUGUGAGUAG